AAGUCAAACAGGAAACUAAAGUAUAGUCAAACCACAGCAAGAGAGCAGGAGGAGAAACAUCCAGCAGUAACCCCGGUGGCCGACAGUGAUGUCUUUUUGACAACAUGGACGUGCUGCCUUCAAGGAAGAUCGUCCUGCUGGGAAAAACUGGAGCUGGGAAAAGCAGCCUGGCUAACACCAUCUUGGGAGAGAAACUGUUCACCAUAGACCAUUCUCCCAUCUCUGGAACAAGUGAAUGUCAAACAAAAAUCAAAUCUGUCAACGGAAGAAGCAUCGCUUUGAUCGACACUCCCGGUUUGUUUGACACAGGCAGGUCUGAGGACGACAUGAAGCCUGAGAUAGUGAGGUGUUUGACAGAGUGCGCUCCUGGGCCUCAUGCUUUUCUCAUUGUGUUUAAAGUGGAGAAAUUCACAGAGCAUGAGGAGGCUGUCAUCACUAAAAUAUGCCAAUAUUUCUCUGAAGAUGCUCUAAAGUAUGCCGUAAUUGUCUUCACUCAUGGUGACCAGCUCCCGGAAGGAAUGAAAAUUGAGGAGUUUGUCAGUCAGCUUAAAGAUCUGAGUGAUCUGGUGAAGAAGUGCGGAGGUCGGUGUCACGUGGUCGAUAAUAAAUACUGGAAGAUAAACGAAGGGGACAACUACAGAAGCAACCAGUUCCACGUGGCAGAGAUACUCAACACACUAGACAAGAUGACUGAGGCAAACAAAGAAAGCUGCUACACCAAUCAGAUGCUACAAGAAGUGAACAGGGAAAUACAGAGAGAGGAAGAGUGCAUUAGAGAGUCAUCAGGAAACAUGUCACAGGAAGAGAUCAGAAAGCAGGCUAAACAGAGUGCUUUUGAGAGGUUACUGAUCAGAUCAGCAGGUAUUGCAACAGGUGCAUUGUUAGGAGCUUUGCUUGGUGUGGCAGAGAUGGUUGCAUUUGCUGUUCCAGGACUAGUAACAACAGAGAGAGGAAGAGGAACAGUUGCGUUGGCCGCUCAAAGUGGUUUAGUAAAGGGCGCUCUGACAGGAUAUACUGCAGCUGAAGGAGCAGAAUCUUCACUGGAAGCCAUACAGAAGGUAGCUGAGGCUGUCUGGAACAAAUGUAGUGUUUCAGAGAGUCAAAGCAACAAAUAGAAGAAAUACAGUGACUGCAGAGCAGGAGCUGGAUGUUAUUGGUUUCACCAACUAGGGAAAAAUGGGCUUCUUGAUUUAUAGUCAGGUGAGACAUUUAAACAUUUGUUGGAAACCAGGAUUCAGUGAUUCUCGUUACUUGUAUCAGUGUGGUUAUUGUUCUACCAACACAGGGUGGAUAAUUAGUGUACAUUAAAAAAAAAGAUUGAUGGCAACAGAGAUUUUUAAUUCAGAAUAAUUCCUCUGUAAUUCUUUUGUGAGAGGUUGAAGACAUUCGUUAUGAAUUAGGAUUUCAUUAGACUGUCACGUGAUGGAAAUUAUUAAUCAUAUGAAAUCAUCUGUAACUAUUUCCCACAUUAUAUGACUGUGAUGUUGUUGUCUUUUAUUCUUAUUAGUUUGCUCUUUACACUUUAUUGAAGAGUUUUUGCAUUGGUUCAACAAGUAAACAGCUGUGUGUUGUGUGUUAACCUUUACUAUCUGGAAAGAUUGAGGCCAUUUAUUAUUAUAUUCUGAUGACUUCUGUAUUUUAAAUGAUCUCUUUUGCACUUAUCAUGACUAUGAUAAGUGCUGAAAGUUAUUGUUUGUGCUGUAAGUUAUAUAGAUUGAACAGCUGUGUGUUUAGUCAUGUUUCCCAGUCGCUGGCUUUGUUGUGCCUCUUCAG
This is a messenger RNA of Micropterus salmoides (largemouth bass), 1773 nucleotides long. Its product is annotated as GTPase IMAP family member 7-like. The coding region runs from base 105 to 1115 and encodes 336 amino acids. The record is from RefSeq and is a predicted model, not a curated record. The transcript is spliced from 2 exons. Gene Ontology annotation, molecular function: GTP binding. NCBI's taxonomy places the organism in Eukaryota, Metazoa, Chordata, Actinopteri, Centrarchiformes, Centrarchidae.